Molecule: messenger RNA, 9501 nt
Organism: Xyrichtys novacula (pearly razorfish)
Lineage: Eukaryota; Metazoa; Chordata; Actinopteri; Labriformes; Labridae
Source: the annotation of a GenBank genome assembly
UUGCUUAAAAAAAUGAGGUCAGAAAAAAGUUUUUCAGUUGUUUUAAUAAAAUUUAUGAUCAUAAUAAUAAUAUCAGUAAUUAUGUGUUCAAAUAACUACAAGAACCCAACAUCAAGAAAGCCCAACAAAAAUUUAACCAGAACAACAAGAACGAGCAAAAAAGAACCCAAACAACAUGAUGAACCAGAACAUCCCAAGAAACCGUAAGAACCUUUAAAAAGGCCGUAAAAGCACAGGCAACACAAGAGCCUGACACUUUUGAGCUGAGACUUGUUUUUAAUCUGUAUGUAUUGGAAUAAGUUUGUAGCGUAUUUAGCCAAACACUAAGCAAAUUGUCAAAUGUAACUGUAACUGUAAGGGCCAUAUUCAGGGUUUCUAUAGUCAUUGUACUGUAAUUUUUGUACAUACUGUAAUGGUCUUUACACUUUAAAACUGGAGUAUAAAUAUGAGGACUUUUACUUUGUGGGUCAGGUGUGUGGUACCAUAAGCCACUAUGAUCCUCUGCUGAGUUUCUUUCACCAUCUGAUUAAUGAAAGAACUGUUCCCUGCAAACUGUUUUGGUCACUGAUCAUAUGUUACCUUUGACGACAAAUCACAGCAAAGAGUAUCAAUCCUAACCCUGGAUCAAAUGUCUCAAAAGCCUCAGUACUAAACUUCUUGAGACAAACUUCUUAGAAGAAAUAACGAGAAAAGCUUUAGAUAUACAUAAAACUAAGCAACAAAUAAAGAAGAAAGAUAUCAAAUAUGCAUUUCUAUUUACAAAUGUUACAGAAAAACUGUGAAGGUAAAAAGUAAAACUGCAAUAAAUGAGGUAAAAUCAGGUCACGUUUGACUAAACAUAAAACAGGAGAGAAAUAGGAAACACACCUCUUGUCAGACCUUAAAGAAAACAAUAGACUGAACAAUACAACAUGUGUACUGUCUAACAAAUAAUGGUGACUCAGGAGAUAAAAAGUUUCAAGUGACUUUGAAGAUGGAGAAAACUUUUAUUCCUGGUCUUUGAUUUUGACUGAUAUAGGUCCAGUCCUUCUUAAAAACUAGAUGAAAAGCAGUGAUUUUGUGUGUUUCUAAAUACAUUUACAUCCACCAAUAUUUGUUUGUUUCUUUGAAUGUGUUUCCAUUUUAACCCCAUGUAACCUCAGUGAUACUCGUGUUGAGUCAAGCCUGUAGCAUGUGCAAUUAUUUUAAUAAGAGGACAAAAACUGCCUGAAGAAAAACAAAUGGGAGUGGCAUUAAAUGCCACAUUUAAAAGGAAAAAGUCCUUUGACACGCAUUGAUUUUUUUUUCCCGGAUCAUAAUGAGCUUUGUGCAAAUCCUUGCCAACAUCAUACCUGUGUAUCCAGUUCCAGCAUGCUGUAGUGGCACUGUUAGUGACAUGUGCAGACACCUCAUACACCUGUGAGAGGAAAAAAAAAAAAAAGCUCAAACCCCUGUCAAAGCAGUUGUGUUUUGUUAAGCUGAGGUUUAAAGCUGCUGCCACUGUAAGCUCGAGAGUGCUGGAGGUGGGAUUACUGACUCUUUUUCAUUGCUGAGCCACAAAUCUGGAGUUUAUCCAGGGAUGUAAAGAACAAAAAAGGCAGAUAAAAACACCAUAUGUCAAAAGUUCCUACGAGGUCACCACAAAAGGUACGUAAAGAGAAGAAAGGGGGUGCUUGAACGCGGCGUUCGCAGUUAACUUCAGGGCAAAGUUACAGCAACAGGAGGCCGGUUUGGCGGGGAUGAUCAUUACUGGACGUUAGUGCGACACACAAUGCGUUUGAGUGAAAUGCUAGUCUAUUUUAAUGGAAACAUCCACCACCAGUACACUGUAUACGAGUGCAGGCUUCACUGCUGGCUCAGGAAUGUUGGCAUCAAGUAUGCAGUCCUGACAGACAGCUGCACUGCAGUCAGUGGCGUUUUUAACAUGCCAGACGCAGACCCAAGCAUGCUGGAGGCUCCGAAGAAAAUCAGAAAGUGUGUCUAAAGAGUUACAGCAGAUUCGAAUAAACUUGAGUCACUGUGGGAGAAAAAAGACAGAGAUAAAUAGCUAGUUUUGAUUUUUCCAUGAAGGCCUGAGGGAUCAAAAGUGAAAUUUUUCAUAAAGCACAACUUUAAUUUCGUAAGAGUUAUGUAAAACAUUCAUAGGAACAGAUUUAGAGCACAAACAAUGAAUAAAAUGUUGAUAUUCACGAACAGUGUUUUUUUAAAUGUUAUUUCAAGGGCAUAUGGUGACUUCCACUACAGAGACGUGUCUGUUUUUAAUGCAGUACUGUCCAAAACCAUCUAGUAUGGGAUUUGUCGCUUUUGUGGAGAGAUUAUUGUGAUUUACAAAUCAUCUAAUUCUGUUUUAUCAACAAUUUACACAGCAAUUAAACUGUUGAAAUAAAAUAUGUCAAAAUGUGCAAACAAGUCAAACUUUUCCUCUUGAAUCUGAGAAAUUCAGGCAAAAGUCUAGCCUCACUUUCCUCCUCGGUUAAGGACUAACUUGUGGACACGCUCGUCUUCCUCGACUACCUUUUCAUCUCCACAUGUCAAGUGAUGUUUCUGCCCUCUGCCAUUUCACCUACACAUCAUACUACACACUGCAUUCAUUGCAUUAGGUGUCUUCCUCCUGAUCCCCUGCCAGUCCUGUUUAUUUUGCACAUGUUCAGCCCCGCCCUGCAGACGCGCUGAUAUCACGCAGUUGCGUAAUUUGACAAGCCAGCGCAAAAAAGGCAGAAUGAGCGUUUGACAGCUGCCUCCUUGCUCGUAUAGGUCGUUCCGAAACAAAAGAAUACCUAUGUUUAAUUUAUUUGUGAAAGGUUUCGGGUAGUUGCAGACCGUGUAUUUUUGCUUUUAUGGCCGCCACCGUGAGAAGUCAUAAUGUUUGGGUCGCUCCAGGGCAGGACGCGCAGUUUCUCCAUAGAACAGCGGACGGUCUGAGAGGUGAAGAUCACGGACAAGUGCUGUGUAGCCCGAGGGAUGCCGUCCUGGGAACUUCCUCUUAUCAGGAUUAUAACAUGGUAGGAGAUUGCUUUUUCCUCUUUUGCUCCUCUCUCGGAGCAUCAGUGUGUUUUCUUGCGUCCGCUGAUUUUGACGCAGAAAGACAAUGUUGCUGAUCAAAGCGAAAACCGACUGUUUGCAUGCAAAGAUGCGGGAGGCAGGCCUGGUGUGUUUGUUUAAAAUUCACAGCUUCUAUCCGAAACCACGUGACUUAAAUUGGCGUUGAAUCGUCGGUGUUGAUGCUGACAUUCAGGCUGAAUCACGCGCAGCAGGGCACGCAUGGUUGGGAUGUGAAACGUUGCACCCGCUCCAGAAACUUGUGAGGAAGAUGCAUAGCGGCACAGAGCAACUGGAUGUUCUAAUUUCAGACAUGUAUUUCCAAACAGCUUAGGCUGGAGCGUUUCAGGAGGGCGUCUGCUGCUUGUGACGGCACAGGGAGGGAAGGAGGGAGGAAGGGGAGAAAGGUGGGGGUCUUUGAUGUGGCAGAGUCAGACAAGUGCAGGCCCUGAAUGCAUCCUUAAAUGCAGUCACAUCAGGUUUUUCUCAUGUAUGAUGCAUCAUCUAUUAAGCCUCUUUUUGUAGCUGUCCACGUGUUUUUCAUGCAGAUCUUUCGAUUUUAAAACUUUACAGGGCAGUAUAGCACUGAGGCAUUCAUGAAAAACUGGGCUGUAUCAAGGUUGUUUGUGCAUCUAUCAUACUAAAUUUCCAUUAUCAAUGUCAAAGUCAUCUAAAAGUAGAUAUGUUUGGAUUUUCCAGCCUGGUACACUUUCAGGUACUUUGAGUAUUAGCCAAUGUGCCUUGUAGGAUUAAAUUUGAUUGCUAACAGUGUGACAUGGCCUGAUAUCCUAACCCAAAAACAAGCUUAAAGGAUAUUCUGGUGUAAAAUGAAUUAAGGGUCAAACACACUGUAACACUGAGUUAAACACCCCCUCAAGAGGUGAAUGUCGCCAACUGCUUGCUUUUCUAGUUAUACCAACUUUAGUAACGACCGCAGGAUAGCAAUACACAGCGGUCUGAGGAGCCAUACGCAAACCUCAACCAAAACACCACUCUAUAGCCACAAAUAAUGCUCAGAACAGCACCUAACUUCAUCAACAGUACAUAUAGGGUCCCAGCCACAGCACUAGCCACCAAACAUCUUUAAUUUUACCUAAUUUCUUUAGCGAAGAGACUAAACACAACUCACCUACUCUCUUCCAGCAGCUGCUUGUGUGCAGCGAGUCCAUCGACUACAGUGGGGUGACGCAGCUCAAGGAAGAACAUUUAUGAUCGUUUCUUCAUGGAAAUGCAAUCAGACCGAGACGCUAAGGCAAAAGAACUACAGUGCCAAAUGAUUAAUAUGGUGAUUAUUAAUUCAAGGAAAUGAUAAAGUAAUGAUCAUAAAUGUUCUUCCUUGAGCUGCGUCACCCCACUGUAGUCCGUAAUGGACUGGCCUGAGGUCUCGCUACAAACAAGCGGCUGCUGGAAGAGAGUAGGUGUGUUGUGUUUCGUCUCUUUGCUAAAGAAAUUGGGCAAAGUUAAAGAGUUGUUUGGUGGCUGGUGCUGUGGCUGGGACUCUACUGUAUAUGUACUGUUGAUAAAGUUAGGUGCUGUUCUCCGCAUUAUUUGUGGCUAUAGAGUGGCUUUUUGGUUGACGUUUGUAUCAGACCACUGUGUAUUGCUAUCUGCGGUCUUUACUAAAGUUGGUAUAACUAGAGAAGCAAGUGGUCGACAACAUUCACCUCUUAAGGGGUUGUCUAACUCUGUGUAACGGCUGGGUUUGACCCUAAAUUAAUUUUACGCCGGAAUAUCCCUUUAAGCUAAUGUUAGCAACAACUCCAUUUCUGAACCUCUAUCAAUGUCAUCUAUCAAUAUCCUCUUUGAGUGAUGGCCAACUUUUAUGGCCUCCAGUGUAGCCAGAUAUAGGACUUCCCAUGAGCAGUUCCUUUUCCAUGAGUUGCUUUUGUUUCAAUGCAACUGGUGACCUGCGAAACAUAAAUUGGGUAUGUUUUGAGACAUAACAUCCUCAAGUGCAGAGUGAGGCAAGAAUGGUCCUAAGAAUGGAAAGUCUUCCCUUUGCAUUUUUUUAAUAUCUCUUUGUAUGAAAACGGUGUGAAAUUGAUCUAGAUGUACUUGGAUCCCCGAAAACUAUUGAAAAUGUUGGAUUUUAGUGAUCCAGACCAUGUGGCCCAGCUAGAACAGACACUUUAGUGCUGUUUGUUCACAUACAAGAGCUUUCGUUCCCGUUCAACUCAUCAGUAUCUGCUUACGUCUCAGUGUAUAGUGUCUGCUGCUACAGUGACAGAUAGGGCAGGGUGUUAUGGGCUAAAAACAUUAAACUUGAUUUAAAUGUUUUCUUUUUCGUCUCAAAUUAAAAAUACUAAUGACAAGGACACAACUCUAAACACAAUGCUUGUUGACUGAAAAGACUAGGCCUUCAUGGAAAUAAUCUCUUCACUCACACUAGCAGCCAUGUUGUUUUUGUGUGUUUGUCUCUGCAACAAGUGAACUGGGGGGUACAGGAUGCAAAUGACAGGAGAACAGAACAGAAAUUUUUAUUUCUGUAAAUCUUACAAAAACCUCAAAAAGCAAUUAUUUAAUUUAGGUCAAUGACUGCACAGCCCUAAUGAUGGAUUCCUGCAGUAGAGUCAGGUUACAGGAAAAUGUCUGCAGGAAAGAAAACUAAUCAGAUUUAGAGGAUUUAUUUGUUCAUUUACCGUAAUUAAAUAAAAUAAAAAAUGCAAUAUCAAUAUUUUUAAUCCAGCUAUUCCAUACUGCUAUCACAGUUUGCAGAUGCUGAGUUACCACUGCGGUCAUGGCUGCCACCAAAGAUGGCGCUGCAAUGAAACUAGUUGCUGGAUUCAUCUAUAAUGUUACUGUUCGCCUCGUCUCUUGUUCGUUAGAUACCUUUUUACUUUCAGAAACUUUUAACUCGUCCUCUCUAGUGUAAAUAUUUUCACACAGAAAUGGAGCAAAAACCAGCCUUAAGCUGACACUGUUCCUUUCCCAAACCAUCACAUUUCAGAUUAAUGUAGUUUAACUUGGUUGACAUGAUUAUCUCAUUCUCUUCCAGGGUAAACUAGAUAUGGACAACUACCUGUCAGCGCACCAACAGGACAUGAAUUCCAAAAUGUUGUGCAGGGACAGCACUCUGACGCUAGAGCCGCCUCCCACCGAGGACUUUGCCUCCCCUUACAGCGUCAACAUGAGUCUACUCCUUCCUGAAGUCACGUACCUCCGUCCUGGUCUCUGCAGGACUGUGAGACACAUCAAAACCGAGCCACAGCACUCCCUGAUGCACUCCGCCUGCCAGGGUAGUGGAGCACCACCAACCCUCCCCGAGUACCCAGGUGUUUUUACGGUAGCUGACGGUGCUAGUGGCAACUUUUUUAUCAAACAAGAGGUGCCAGAUUUCCAGGAUGUUCCCAUGUUUCAGCUUUUGAACUCAGACUUGGAGCAGAUUGUUCACGGGUCACAGCUGAACUCCAUCCCCAUGGCGCCCUUAAGUCUACCUAUUGGUAACAUCCAUGCAGGCUCAGCGCAGAGUACCGCCAAACACUCGAGCAGUUCCCAUAAUUUCCCAUUUAAUCAGCAUACAAGCCAUCACCAAGGGCCAACCUAUCUGCCACCUUCUCCGCCAAACUCUGAGCCCUCAAGUCCAGACAGAGGGAAGGAGCUCCUUCAAAAUCUGUCCCCGCCUCCCUCCUAUGAAGCCAGCAUCGCCUCCAAGCUAACUUUUCAGACCCACAAUCCUAUUAAUCCAGGACAGACGUCUAGUGCAGCUCUGAUUCAAAGCCAAGACCAGAAUUCUAAUGCAGGAUUAGUCCAAAGCCCAGGUCCUGUGCCAGUCCAACGUUCAACCCUGACACCAGUUCAGAUGACACCGGGAGUUGGACCACUGUCCCCAGUUUUGGCCCAGUCGGCUCAGGGCAAAUACAAUCGACGGAAUAAUCCUGAUCUGGAGAGACGAAGGAUACACCACUGUGAUGUCCCAGGUGGGUUUUUAACUCAGUCUGCACAGCAACACUAAACUCGUCUAUGAGAGGGUACCGAAACAUACAUGUAUAUUUUAAGAUCCUGCCAAAAUGAUCCUAAUAUGCUUUUUUUCAGGGUGCAAGAAAGUGUACACCAAAUCUUCUCACUUGAAAGCUCAUCUACGGACACACACAGGUAAACAACAGUCGGAGUUGCUUUUCUUUUUUGGGGGGUGAAAGUGGCAAUGUUGCCAGGCAGAAAAAUGCACUUGGCAUGCAAAUGCAUUCUGUCUGCUGACAGACCUGGAACACAUCUCACUGCUGUCAAAUCACAUAAACCCCUGCAGCUCCAUAAAGGCGGCACAGAAGAGGACAGGCCAUGCCGUGAUUUAUGACUGAGGCAUGUUUUUAAAAAAAGAAAAGGUGUCAGCUUUUUUAUCAUCAAAGCAGUCUACUAAGAUUUGGGAUUUUUUAAGACACCUCACACUUUUAAAUUUUGUUCUUAUUUUGGGAAAUGUGUCCAAAUACGUGUUGUAAUUAAUAUUUUCGUUUUCUUGUUUUUCGUUUGCUGAAGGAGAGAAGCCGUACCAGUGCUCGUGGGAGGGGUGUGAGUGGCGUUUUGCCCGAUCUGAUGAGCUGACUCGCCAUUUCAGGAAACACACCGGGGCAAAGCCAUUCCAGUGCGGUGUGUGUAACCGCUGUUUCUCCCGCUCUGAUCACCUGGCUCUUCACAUGAAGCGACACCAGAGCUAAACAAGCCAAUCCUUUUUUUUUGAUUAUUAUUUUGUCAGUGAAAGUGGACAAAGUAGUGGCACUGAAAUAUCAGCAAACAUUAAAAAAUGUGGAGGCAUUCUGAACAGUGCUGCCCAUAUUCGAUUACUUAUUUUUUGUAGAAAGUUUGAUCUCUACUGUUGCCUUAAUUUAUUUCCACAUGUACUCUGACAUUGAGGGAAAGUAGCAAAGAUGUCAGUCAGGAAUUAUUUGCCAAAAGCGAUCACAAAACCAAGCCUUUAAUUUUCUCUCUAUUCAUUUGAUGCAAUGCAAAGUACACAGCCAGCUCCAAAUACAUGUAGUUACUUUUUCAUUGUACAGAAGUUUAUGUGCAUGUUAUGCAAACUGAUUUUCUCAACAUGAGUAGCAAACUGCCACGCUGUAAGUGCAGAUAUAACAUUAAUAUUACCUGGACAGUUAGAGAAUGUGCUGUUUUAAGUGAUAGAAAGAGUUUGUGAGUGUGUAACAUAGAAAGUCACAGAAGUUAGUCUGAGUUGUGUGUCAGUAAGUUUCGGAUUGAAGAAGAGAAAGCAUUUUUCCAGCUGUGGGCAGUGCUACAGUACAAUUCUACACUGCCAGAUUCAUGAGUUACUUGACUCCUCAAAAAUGUACCUUCUUAUUUACUCACAGCUGUUAAAUAAUGGUAGGAUUAUGGUUUUUAGAUUGAAGUCAGAUUUGUUUAAACAGCACUUUGAAUGUUAUACAUCUAAGUAUGUCCCUUUAUGAUAGCAUAGAUGUAGUCAUUACUGAAAGUGAUGAAUGUCUUUCAUGCAGGUGCAGAUAAAGAACCAAACAGUGCAUUUUUUUUUCAUUUUUGUAUCAGGACAACAAGAGAUGAAAUUAUUUAUCAAAGUUUAACUUAUUUCAAUGGAUGUAUGUUUUUUUUUUUUUAUGUAGCCGUACUCAAAUAGCAAUAUCUAAUUUUGCACUGAGAGCAGAGUAACAAAAGUGCUUAAACUAAACUUUGUGCACACGACGUUUCAUCAGCAGCUUCUAAUUCUCCUGGAAUUUGUUGUGAUGUACAAAUUCAGACUCAUUCAUUUAGACUUUGUCUCUCUUGGAAAUUCUCUUUCCCAACAUUAAACACCUUUUAACAGGAUUACAGCAUCACAUUACUGGAUAUUUGUCUUUGUAAGUGGUUUCAAAGUGAUGUCUGAGAUUUUUUUUUUAGACUGAGCACCUGCCAGUCUUAACAUCUGUGGAGGCUUUUGGUUUCUUUGACGACGAUCCAAACACCUUUUGAAGUGCCUUUAAAUGCUUUCUUUGAUUAAUGAAAAAACAAAGUUCUUUUAUCAGGUACUCGUCUCUGCCAAAAUGCUUCUGUAUCUUGGCUAACCCUCCUUUUUUUCCCCACAAUAUAGCAAUCUCUAUUUAUGACCAAGUUUCUUGACAAAUUCAGUCAGGUUGAAUUCAAUAGGUUUUUAGAGCCUCUAUAAUUUGUUAUAAUGUGUAUAUAUAUUUUUUGUAUCUGCUGUUUAAGGAUACACCCAUUGAUGGUUUUUUUUUAAUGUAAAAAGGUUUUAAACUUUUUUUUUUUUAAUCACAGAGACUGUUUAUUUUUAUUUGUCUAAGUUUAGGAGGGAUCAACUGAUAUAAUAUUGUAAAAGUCACUCUCCAGCUGAUCUGGUCGCUCAUUAGAGUGUAUGCCUUUGAUUUACUGCAAUACUUAAGAAUGUACUAAUGUACAAACACAUCAUAUUUUGACAUGAGAGGCUGUAUUUUAUGUCAGACCAUGAAAAUGUAGCCUAAAGUUAUCAAAUGUGCUCUGAAGCCAUGUGACCUUCACAAUAAAAAUAAUAGUUUGUGUUGAAUAUCA